This is a messenger RNA of Mollisia scopiformis, 1331 nucleotides long. RefSeq names its product endopolygalacturonase. The transcript has 5 exons. The coding region runs from base 170 to 1306 and encodes 378 amino acids. Gene Ontology annotation, biological process: pectin catabolic process. Gene Ontology annotation, molecular function: polygalacturonase activity. Lineage: Eukaryota; Fungi; Ascomycota; Leotiomycetes; Helotiales; Mollisiaceae. Gene Ontology annotation, cellular component: extracellular region. The record is from RefSeq and is a predicted model, not a curated record.
AGCAAUACAAACCCUGGAUAUGUAACAACGCUAUUGAGAGGAUAGGAGAUAUGUCUUCUUUUCCCCCAUUCCAUCUUUGAGCUUAAAAGCAAUCAAGCAGUUCUAUAUCUCUUCAUCUCAUCAACUGUCUUUCCUCUCCUUUCUUCCGUUCCUCUACUCUAUCUCAAAAAUGGUUCACUUCUUGCAAACGCUGGGACUUGUCCUCACCACGGCCUCUGUGCUUACAGUAGCCAGUCCCCUACCACAACCUGCUUCGGAACUUAACGAUGCUCCUACCAAAGUCAAGCGUGCUACUUGCACUUUCACGGCUGCCGCAGCGGCAAUUGCUUCCAAGAAAUCUUGUUCCCAAAUCACUUUGAGCAACAUUGCUGUUCCCGCAGGAACCACACUUGACUUGACAGGGCUUGCAUCUGGCACCGAAGUCAUUUUCUCCGGCACAACUACGUUCGGCUAUGAAGAAUGGUCUGGUCCUCUUAUCUCAGUGUCAGGCUCAGGCAUCACUGUCAACGGCGCUUCAGGAAGCAAGAUCGAUGGAGGCGGUGCUCGCUGGUGGGAUGGAGAGGGGUCAAACGGAGGCAAGACCAAGCCCAAGUUCUUCUACGCCCACAGCCUCACGGGUAGUUCAAUCAUUGAGAACCUCAGUGUCUUGAACACCCCAGUGCAAGCAUUCUCUAUUGAUGGUGCUAACGGCCUCACCCUCUCUCACAUUACUAUCGACAACUCGGCCGGGGACACAGGGGGUGGCCACAAUACAGAUGCAUUCGACGUAGGUGACAGUACCGACGUUACUAUUGCCAACGCCAUUGUGCAGAACCAAGAUGACUGCUUGGCUGUCAACUCUGGAACUAGUAUCACUUUUACAGGUGGAACCUGCUCUGGAGGUCAUGGUCUAUCAAUUGGCAGCGUAGGCGGCCGAAGCGAUAACACUGUUUCAGACGUUACCAUCUCUUCUUCCACCAUCAAAAAUUCCAUGAACGGUGUCCGUAUCAAGACCGUAUCUGGUGCCACUGGCUCCGUAAAAGGCGUUACUUACGAAGACAUCACUCUCUCUGGCAUUACCCAAUAUGGUAUUGUCAUUGAACAAGACUAUGAAAACGGGAGUCCAACAGGCACACCCACUACCGGGGUUCCGAUCACAGUCCUCACACUAGAUGGUGUUACAGGCACCGUCUCAUCAUCAGGCACUAACAUUUACAUCUUGUGUGGAAGUGGAUCAUGCUCUGACUGGAAAUGGAGUGGUGUUUCCGUCACUGGAGGCAAGAAGAGCUCGAGCUGCAAGAACGUGCCUUCGCCAGCUUCUUGCUAGACGGACUCGGCGUCUGUUGAGGGAU